Helicoverpa armigera (cotton bollworm) is the source of this 1851-nucleotide messenger RNA. RefSeq lists its product as uncharacterized. The record is from RefSeq and is a predicted model, not a curated record. Lineage: Eukaryota; Metazoa; Arthropoda; Insecta; Lepidoptera; Noctuidae. The transcript has 2 exons. The coding region runs from base 768 to 1781 and encodes 337 amino acids.
UCUGUUAUAUCGAAAUAACCCCUGUUACCAAUAUAAAAUUAAAUUGCUGAGUUUCCCAUUGCAUUGACGUCAAUGCAAUAGGAAACCGAUGUUAUUUUAAUUAGCGAUAAUAAUAUUUCUUCAGUUUUGGAUUGGACUUCCGUCGGGCAACUUUCUUUCUAUUUUCUUGUGAUUCUAAUUAUUUUUCAAUACAUUUUUAUUUUAGCCAAUUAAAUAGUUUUUUUUAAAAACCAUUUUCCGACCCACUCCGUAACAGUGGUGUCAGAAGUGGGAUACCAGUGUUGAUAUCGCCGUAAUCGUUCCACUGGUAUUCCAUAACGGGUCGUGUGUGUCCUGAAAACUGAAAAGUUAUCGUGUGUGAACUUCACGUUGCCGACGAGAUAAUCCAGCUCCGGGGUGUCUAUAUUUUCUCUAAGUGAAAUCACACCUCGACAAACUCAGUGCCAUCUCCAAAGACGAGUCGCGACAGUAAGCCUUACGAGUGUCCUGCGUAAGCCUGCCGAUCGUCCCGAAUUUCCAAAUUCUAUCUCCCAGAGCUCAAUAUACGCGAGCUCUGUCACCUUGAUAUCGCCGCAAGGAGCCGGUGAUCGCCCUUGCCGCCCUGCCACGCGGAGCUGCCGCGUGGUGCUGCCACGUGUACGCGUUGUGCACGCGCGUGUGCCGUACAUCGCCACCCCGCUGUUCCUGACGUUCCUGCUGCUGCUGGCCGCGACUUAUCGCGCCGCAGUCCUCCUGUUCCAGUAAUCGUGCUAAUUCAGUGCCAGAAAAUGCGUAUCGAAUUCUUCGUGUUCCUGUGUCUAUCGACGCUGUCAUCGCCGAUCACAUGCGAAUACGUUUCUUCUAUCGUCAGCAGUCCUGGCGUCUACUUUGAUAAGCUUCUAGACAUUAAGUUCACUAAUAGUGAUUGGAAUGUUAUAGCAUAUGUUGAUAUAGGUCAUGUACAACCUAAUUUAGAUAAGGUCGAAUUUUUAUUUGAAAAGCUCAAUGUAUUCUGCAACUCGUUAGCUUCUUCUAAGAUACAGUCCGACUGUAUCAAUUCGUUGUCCGCUCUAAAAAAUCGUCAUAUUCUUAACGUUAGUAAGUUUUCUUCCGUAUCUUAUUUAUUGGUCGACGAAAAACCCCAUAUGCGUUUUAAAAGAGGUCUCAUGGACUUCGGUGGCUCUCUCCUUAAAACUAUUUUUGGCACUUUGGAUUCUGAAGACGCGGUGAGAUUUUCGAAAGCCAUAGACGAAGUACAAACUGAUGAGAAACGUCUCGCUCAUCUCAUGAAAGAUAACAUUCAUGUAAUUAAGUCGACCAUAUCAUAUUUCAAUAACACGAUAUCUAAGGUCAACGAAAACGAAAACCACAUUUUAAGGAACAUGGAAACAAUCCAUAAAAUACUAGAAACUGUUGUAAAUAGUAACAACAAGCUAGAAAUUAAAUCUGAAUUAAGUUCCUUAUUAAAUUCAUUAGAGUCUAUUAUAAUGACUUUGUCUUUUGAUAUCGAAGAUAUUAACAAUGCCAUUCUAUUCGCAAAACUCAACGUGUUGCAUCCCACUGUACUCAGUCCACACCAAUUGUACAGUGAGUUAGAUAAGCAUAGGAAUAAUCUUCCUAGCCAUUAUGAACUUCCCGUUCCUUUAACGCUACAAAAUAUACACAAUCUUAUUGACAUUUCACAACUUGUGUGCUUUUUCCAUUUAAAUAAGGUAAUUAUUGUUGUCAAGAUCCCUCUCGUAUUACCUCAGGUGUAUGACCUGUAUAGGAUCAUUCCCUACCUGUUCCCUACGAUAUGUUGAAACCAGAUACCUACGUUCUUAUCGAGCCAACUAGCUCAUAUGUAGCAAUCACAGCUGAUCGCAUGUUUUA